AUGCCACCCGCCGUCGCCAACAAACCCGACUAUCGGGCGACCGACAGCUAUCUGGGCCGAGAAAACGUAGAGCUUGCGCACGUAUUCGAGCAACGAACCUUGGAUAAUGCGGUACCAUAUCUUCGCGAAGUGUUGGAGUCGCUGCCUCCCAACUUUGCCAUGCUCGACGUAGGUCUUGGACCAGGCAGUAUCACCAUCAGCAUAGCCAAACUUUAUCCUCAAGCAACCAUUGUUGGGCUAGACAUGCCCGACGCUCUGGAGAUUGCUCGUGAGAACAUCGAAAAUGCCGGGGUGAAGAACAUCCAGCUUGUCGUAGGAAGCGCUCUCGACAUCAAGUCCGUGUCCAAAUACCCCGUCGUCUCGGAUGGGUCAAAGAGCUUUGACAGCCUCUCCCCCGAAGCAUCUACCCUGUUCAAGCACGGCUUCGACCUCGUCCACACUCACCAGGUCCACGAGCACGUCCGGGAUCCACCCAAGCUGAUGAAGGAACUGCACGACAUGGCCAGGCCCGACGGCGGCUUGGUGUGCUGCCGUGAGCUCGACGUGGGGCUCAGCGUGGUAUACCCCGAGAACCCCUUGCUUGUCAAGCACGGCGAGAUGUUUGCGAAGAUGCUGCUCGCCAACGGAAACGAUCCGCACGUAGGCCGCAAGUUGGUUUCGAAUGCGCUCAAGGCCGGGUUCAAGCGGGAAAACAUCAAGGCCAGCAUCGGCGCCGUCGCCUACUCGACCCUCGAGGAGCGCAGGAUAUUUGCCAGGACGAUGAGCACUGGGUUCGUGACCUUGGAUGCCCUGCGAUUGAAGCCCGAAGUGUGCAAGACUGCAGGUUUGACCGAAGAGUUUGCCCAGAAGGUCGGUGAAGCCUGGACAAGGUGGGCCGAGGAGGCCGAGGAUGGUUUUGGAACCCUUGGAAGUGGACAGGUCGUCUGCAAGAGACACGAUUGA
This is a messenger RNA of Pyricularia pennisetigena, 942 nucleotides long. RefSeq lists its product as uncharacterized. The record is from RefSeq and is a predicted model, not a curated record. Lineage: Eukaryota; Fungi; Ascomycota; Sordariomycetes; Magnaporthales; Pyriculariaceae. Bases 1 to 942 code for a protein of 313 amino acids. Gene Ontology annotation, molecular function: methyltransferase activity. The transcript has 3 exons.